This is a messenger RNA of Myripristis murdjan (pinecone soldierfish), 4984 nucleotides long. It is a transcript of the gene cfap43, whose product is annotated as cilia and flagella associated protein 43. Gene Ontology annotation, biological process: cilium assembly; sperm axoneme assembly. Gene Ontology annotation, molecular function: protein binding. Bases 1 to 4959 code for a protein of 1652 amino acids. The transcript is spliced from 38 exons. Lineage: Eukaryota; Metazoa; Chordata; Actinopteri; Holocentriformes; Holocentridae. The record is from RefSeq and is a predicted model, not a curated record. Gene Ontology annotation, cellular component: axoneme.
AUGGAUGCCGUUGGUAAUUUAGAAGUCAGGUGGGCACAGGGUUUGACAGACCACCGUGUUGAAUUUGUCGACAAGACAACAGUAUGUUACACAUCUGGGAACUGCAUUGUUUUCCUUGACCUGGAUACGAAAAAGCAAAGUGUGUUUCAGUGUCCUGGCAGAGGCAUUGGUACCUUCACUGCGAAUGGAAAGAGUAGGAUAUUAGCCUUCUCUGAGCGGAAGCUAAACCCAUCUAUAUUUGUAUACAGCUAUCCUAAACUUGUGUUGGAGAAUGAGCUAAAAGGAUCUGCGCAACUGGAUUAUACGUCUCUGGCAUUAAGUGAUGGUGGUCCUUAUUUGGGGUGUUGCUCUACUCUUCCAGACCACAGCAUUACAGUGUGGAAUUGGGAAAAUGCUGAGCCAAUUUGCUCACAACCACGAGCCGGGAAGGGUGUCGUUUCUUUGGUGUUCAACCCCAUGAACUGGCUGCAGAUUUGUGCUUUGGGUACAAUAUCCCUCACCGUGUGGAAUAUUGAGAAGAGCGCCAGUUUUCAUGUCAUGAAACCGAGUGUGAUAGAGCUUCCAGCAGCUGAUGGCUCCGUCACUGAGAGAGAGGCGCCCCCCUCUCAUAUUAUCAAUGACAGACUGACCUAUUUUGGUCCUCAGAUGCCUGCAACAGCCAUCUCAGGGCUCACAGGAGACAAGGCAGACAUUGUUGUGCAGAGCACCAGGGCCACACUGACCGCUACUGCCAUCUGCUGGACAGCCACAUCAGAGCUGUAUGUGGGCUGCAAAGAAGGCUUUCUGCUGCUUGUUGACCCAGACAGUCUCUCUGUCUCAGUUCUAUUCAAUCCCACAGCUGCCAGUGCCAUCCCUGAACUCAAGAAAGGCAGCUUUCAAAGCUUAGCUCUUCAUGGGAGCAGUUUGAUUGCUGCGAAAAAGGAGGGUGCGAUGCACUGCCUGCACAUCAAAGAGAGCCAGAUUGAGAUCACACAAACAUGGGAAGUAGAUGUACCUGUCACAUCUGUCAUGUACUCCCCUGAUUAUGAAACAUUACUUUCAUUUUCAAACAUGGGUCAGAUCUGUAUUUGUAAACCAGCCCAGUCAGAGAAGAUGGUGAAGGUCCUGGAUAUUCUCAGUGGCAAUUUUGUGGCAGGAGCUUUGCUGCACACUAAGGAAAACAUUUGUGUGUCAGUGAGAGAUUCUGGAGAACUGCAGCUGUGGUCCGCAGAUGGGUUUUGCAUUGGUUCUCUACGUCUUCAAGCCGAGGUGACAAGUCUGGCCUGCUGUCCUGUAGCACACUAUGCAGCUGUGGGAACUGUCUCAGGCCACGUGCUUUUUAUUGACCUGAUCAGGGAACAGCAACCUCGCCUGGUUCACAAGGCCCAUCUGUACUCCAGGCCUGUGGAUCAUCUGGUUUUUGAUCAAGAUGGGAACUACCUUCUCACCGGCGCCUCAGAUGCUCAUGUCUUUGUAGUAGAUGCAAAGCCGUCAAAGAGAUUUUCAAUCAUAGGAUACACAGUUGUUCCUGGGCCCAUUUUGUCGCUCUCUGCCCAGUACAUCAGAGACCGCAAGCAUGUGAAAGUUCUUGCACUUUGUUCUGGACAGAAGGACCAAAACCACGAGGGCAGCCUGCUUACACUGCUCACUCUGCCUGUGAAGGACCUUGCAGGUUGUGUGGACCUGCGGGGUUGUCUGUCUAAUCACACCCUGCAGCAGUCCAUACACCAAGUGCCUCAUGCCCUCCAGUCCUGUGUACUGGGUGUCAAUGAGGUCUUUGCUUACUGCCACAAGAAGAAAGCUCUUCAGCGUUUCCAGCUGCCUCAGAACACAGACCGUCUCUCAGGUGAAGAGGGGGUCCAGCUGAAACUACAGCAGGAGGUAGAGGGCCAUCCCCUGGGCCCCGCCUCUCUUGCUCUGUCUCCUCACCACUCAUGGCUGGUCACUGUGGGUCGAGAUGGCCUACUACGUGUACGAGAGACUUCCUCACUGGAGAGGUGCAUUGAGAUACAGUGUCAUUCCUGCCAUCUUGGAGGGGUUCGGAGUGUCUCCUUCUCUGCAGACAGCCAGGCGCUCCUCACGACAGGCCUCAGAGAUGGCUCUCUUGUGUGCACUGAUCUCAAAAUCAGUGUGAUGGGUGCCGAGAAAGGGAAUGAAGCGACUCAGUACAGACAAAUUGUGGCCCGUUUGUUGGUGAACGUGUUGAAUGCAGAGAACCUCGUCCUGAGUGACUUGCCUGACUGGAGCCAAACAUGUCUGUCGUCUUCGGGCUCAAAAGAACCACAGGAAGAGGAGGUCAGAGGUGAAACAGAGACUGUGGAUGUGACAGAGCAGGAUGGGAGUCAUACCAACACAGCUCCAGACCCCACCUGGCUGGAAAGCAAGCAAGAGGCGGUUGUGAAAGCAGAGAUACAGCAAUAUUAUGACACAAAGAAAAACUUGGAGGAAAAAGUCAAAGAAUUACGUAACACUAUCCAGGAAAUGAUGCGUGAAAAUGAGAACCUCCCAGAUGCUGAGCGUCUGGAACAACAGCAAUUCAAUCUAAAUGUGGAGGAACAGAGGAGGUCAGAGAUGAAGGGGGAGCAGGAGGUUACCAAGGUGAGAAAUGAGACAGAGCUGGAUAAUCUCGCAAAAAGUUACCUCUACGAUGUUCUCAAGAGAGAGUGCUGGGAUUCUAUGGUGGUCAAAGGCAAAGCUGUCAGGGCCUUCUACUCUGACCACAAGGUGAAGAAUUACCCCAUGAGAGAGCGAACAGAAAAGGAGCUGGAGGAGCUUCUCAGAGUACAGAAUAUGAGGAAGAUUGAAAAGGCUGCCUCCAUUGAGAUUCCAGAGAAGAGGUCCAACACAGCCAGUGAAAAGGAGGAAGAGGAAGAGGAGGAGGGCGAUGAGGCAGAUAGCGCUGCUGUAACGGGCAGCCUCAGUGCUCAGUUAGGAUGUUCAAACCCCUAUCUUUAUGAUCAGUUCAACCUGCAGACCACAGAGCAGAAGAUCAACCAGAUAAUCCUGCUACAGGAUGUGAUUUAUCAAGUCAAGACAGCUUUCAACAGGGAGUUUGAGGCCAUGCACAAGAAAAAACAGCAGGAGGUCAGCCGUGUGAAGGACAAGAACAAGCGCAUCAGGGAGAUCAUGGUGGAACUGGGCGUCACCGAGGAGCUGUGGGAGCCCAGUCUGGCAGACAGUGAGCAGCCAGAGAGGGCGCUCAUUGUGAAGGAUUCAGAGAUAAAAGUAGAAAAGUACCUCAGCCCAGAGCAGAAAAAGGAGGAGGAGGAGAGGAAGAAGUUGGAAGAACAAAGACGUUUGGCUGCCAAGGGUGAUGAGCACAGAGAGAAGGCUCUGGAUGACAUGAUGGGUGGAGCACUUGAAGUGAAGAAAGAGGACAUACUGAACAUGGAAAUACCUCAGCCUGAGUUUGUUCUGAGCAAACCUGACACUCAGUGGAGUGAGGAGGAGAAAAAGGUCUACAAAGAGUAUGAGAAGAAGAACAAAGAGCUGAGUGAGGAACAGGAGAAAUACAGGAAGAGCCUAGAAAUUGAAAUGAGGAAACUGCAGGCAUCCAUCAAAGAUGCUACUGAAGGGUUCGAUGAAACCUUGACAAAGUUGCUUGAGUGGAAAGUAAAAUCUGAAAUGGUGAUAUACCAGGAAGAGCUCAAGAUUACCAAUAUUGUUUACUCAAUUCUCAUAGAAGAAGAGAUUAGAAACCGAGAGGUUGAGCUCAGCCUAAAACUUGAAAAAUUUUUGGCAUACAAGGCUGAAAUUGAGGAAGAGCUUCAGAAACACAAAGAUGAUGUUGAAUCAUUUCUUGUGACCUAUGAUAACACUGUAGCUGAGGACAAACUUCUUGACAAAAAAUUCAGGAAGGACUUCCUUGAUGUGCCCGUCCAUAUUGUUGAGCAUCUCUAUAAGCUGUUCAAGCGUAGACCGAGAGUUCAAAAGAUGAGGACCCAGAUGGACAGCAGCAUCAACAUUAAAGAUCAGUCUCUCUGCGGCUGGAUGGCUGCUGAUGGGCUCAGCCAAAUGCUCAAGGCCAUGGAGGAGUUAGACGCUCCAGAGAAUAUGCCAGAGGACUUAGACCCAUUGAUCUGGGAGAGGUUUUGUCUUGUCCGCAGAGCAAAAGUAGAGAGUGAGCAGCAGGUAAAAACAAUGGCUCUGACUCUUGCUGAGAUGCAGGCGUUCCUGCAGAAGAGGAUUGAUGAAAAUGAGACUUAUGAACAGGAAAUCAAAAAUCUCACUGAUGAACUUGAUCGCGUGCAUAAGGAGAAGAACUGUUUCCGGAAGGACAUCAUGGUCCAAGUGCUGAUGAAGCAGGGCCAGGUUGAGCUGACUCCCACAGACCUAACUGCUGACUACUCCGACUCUGUGCUUCACCACAGGAGUGUGGUAGAGGGCCUCAACCACACCAUCAAGAUGUUUGGAGAGCAGAAGAUAGCCGCCAUGGUGGACUGCAAGGAAUUCCUUAAGGGCCUCAUCCAGGAGGAGUGUGAACACAACAAGAUGGAGAUGCAGAUAGAGGACCUCAACACCAAUGCGAGGGACAUUGAGAUGUUUCAUGUCUCACGGAAGCUACAGGAAUAUCUCAGCGACACAGAUUACCACUGUCAAAUAUCCAAGCAAGUCUCCACUUUGCAGAAAGCCAUUGCUUUACAGGAAGAGGCUCAUCUACAGAGUGUACAGCAUCAUAAGAAAACAAUUGAGCUGCUAAAUAGGCAGGCAGCAAUUAAAGCUCAGAAGGAUGCCAUGUUAGACCAGCAGCUUGCCAAUAUGCAAGUGACUGUGGCUGAGAGAGGACAUAUAUGUGACGCAAUAGCUGUGCAGGACAACCAAGAGGAAGAAACAGAGCAGCGUUACCAAGAAAUCAUCCAUAUAAAGAACCUGGAGGAUUUGGCCAAAGAACUGGCAGUGGAGCUGGAUAUCCAGUGGACAGAGGUAGAGCGCUUGAGGAUGAAGACCUUUCCUUCACUCAGGCUACUGACACACAACUAAAAAAAAGUGCUCUCUUCAAGGAGAA